GCAGUCUGAAAGGGACAGUCGAUGUAUUAGAACAACAUGGGUUUCCCACGCUGCUUCCUCCUGUUGCCCUGCAUCUUGCUGCUGGUUCAGGUCCCUCAGACUCAGUCCAGACCAGCCACAGAGGACAUAGAAACGGAUGCGAUGAAAUCCUCUGAAGAUGAAGAAGAUGAUGAAUCAUCCUCAGAGGAAAAUAAACUGUCCAAUGAACUGUCAACAAGCAAUGAAAACCUCCAACCGCUGGCGCCGCAGUGGGUGAUGCCGGAGAAGAUGGAGAAACAGCUCCAUGCGGUUCCAGCCAGCAAGACAGUCAAGUUUCGCUGUCAAGCAACUGGAAACCCUGUUCCUAGUCUGCGCUGGUACAAGAAUGGAAGAGAGUUCAGGAAAGACCAAAGAAUAGGAGGGUUCAAGAUCAGAGACCACAUGUGGACUCUGAUAAUGGAGUCAGUGGUUCCCUCUGAUAGGGGGAACUACACCUGUGUGGUAGAGAAUGAGCAUGGGAGCCUUAACCAUACCUACCUGCUGGAUGUAGUAGAACGUUCUCCACACAGACCGAUCCUGCAGGCCGGUCUGCCAGCUAAUCAGACUGCAGUUGUCGGCAGCGAUGUGGAGUUUGUGUGCAGAGUGUUCAGUGACCCACAGCCUCACAUCCAAUGGCUCAAACACAUCACUGUCAACGGCAGCAAAGAAGGACCAGAUGGACACCCCUACGUCCUGGUUCUCAAGACUGCAGGUUUGAACACGACAGAUAAAGAAAUGGAGGUUCUGACUCUGAAGAAUGUGACUCUGGAUGAUGCUGGGGAGUACACCUGCCUGGCGGGGAACUCCAUUGGUGUGUCGUACCACUCUGCGUGGCUCACUGUGGUCGAUGAGCUGCCCCCUACACCAGUCCCCUCACAGACAUACCUGGAGAUCUUCAUCUACUGCCUUGGGUUUUUCAUCAUCAUCAUCCUCACUACCACAGCAGUCAUAUGUAGGCUCUGCUGUGCCCCAAAGAAGAGUGACUUUACCAGCCAGCUGGCAGUGCAGAAAUUAGCCAAGAGCAUUCCUAUGAGGAGACAGGUAUCGGUUGAGUCCUCGUUCUCCUUGCAGUCUGGGGCAUGUUUGAUGCGUCAAUCCCGUCUCUCCAGCGCAGCCACUACUGUUCUGGCAGGAGUGUCAGAGUACGAACUGCCUUAUGAUCCUUCUUGGGAGCUUCCACGUGACCAGCUCACACUCGGGAAGCCUCUGGGAGAGGGCUGCUUCGGUCAGGUGGUCCUUGCAGAGGCUCUUGGGAUUGACAAAAACAAACCCACACGCCUCACCAAGGUGGCUGUGAAGAUGCUCAAAACGGAUGCUUCAGAGAAGGACCUGUCUGACCUGAUCUCUGAAAUGGAGAUGAUGAAAAUGAUUGGGAAACAUAAAAACAUCAUUAAUCUUCUAGGCGCCUGUACGCAGGAUGGCCCCUUAUACGUGAUAGUGGAGUAUGCCUCGCAGGGGAACCUGAGGGAGUAUCUGCGUGGUCGGCGGCCAGCUGGGUUGGAGUAUUGGAGCGGCGUGCAGCAGACUGCACUGGGCAGGAUGGAGAUCAGGGAGCUGGUAUCUGCUGCGUACCAGGUGGCCCGAGGAAUGGCAUACCUUGCUUCAAAAAAGUGUAUUCACAGAGACCUGGCUGCUAGAAACGUCCUGGUCACUGAAGACAACGUGAUGAAGAUCGCCGACUUUGGCCUUGCCCGAGACAUCCACCACAUUGACUACUACAAAAAGACCACGAAUGGUCGUUUGCCAGUGAAGUGGAUGGCACCUGAAGCUUUAUUUGACCGCAUUUACACUCAUCAAAGUGACGUGUGGUCAUUUGGCGUCUUGCUGUGGGAGAUAUUCACACUUGGGGGCUCCCCUUACCCCGGAGUUCCUGUUGAGGAGCUCUUCAAGCUGCUAAAGGAGGGACAUCGCAUGGAAAAGCCGUCCGCAUGCACUCAGGAGAUGUAUCUGAUGAUGAGAGACUGCUGGAACGCAGUCCCAUCCCACAGACCGACGUUUCAGCAGCUGGUAGAAGAUUUAGAUCGUAUUCUUUCUCUACUGGCUAAUCAGGAGUACCUGGACCUGGCUGUCCCUCUGGUCCAGUACUCAUCAGUUCAGUACUCCCCUGUCAUUCACUCCACCUCGACUCAUUCCUGCACCUCAACAUAG
Nematolebias whitei (Rio pearlfish) is the source of this 2166-nucleotide messenger RNA. Its product is annotated as fibroblast growth factor receptor 1-A-like. Lineage: Eukaryota; Metazoa; Chordata; Actinopteri; Cyprinodontiformes; Rivulidae. Gene Ontology annotation, molecular function: ATP binding; fibroblast growth factor binding; fibroblast growth factor receptor activity. The record is from RefSeq and is a predicted model, not a curated record. Gene Ontology annotation, cellular component: signaling receptor complex; membrane. Gene Ontology annotation, biological process: positive regulation of kinase activity; fibroblast growth factor receptor signaling pathway; protein phosphorylation. Bases 37 to 2166 code for a protein of 709 amino acids. The transcript has 16 exons.